This is a messenger RNA of Cucumis sativus (cucumber), 4665 nucleotides long. Its product is annotated as putative E3 ubiquitin-protein ligase LIN. Gene Ontology annotation, molecular function: ubiquitin-protein transferase activity. The transcript has 10 exons. The record is from RefSeq and is a predicted model, not a curated record. Lineage: Eukaryota; Viridiplantae; Streptophyta; Magnoliopsida; Cucurbitales; Cucurbitaceae. The coding region runs from base 593 to 4105 and encodes 1170 amino acids. Gene Ontology annotation, biological process: protein ubiquitination.
UUAGUUUGGCUAUAGUUGAAAAUGAAAUAAAAGAAGAGGGAGAAAAAGAAUUAUAAAAUGGGGCGGGCGGCAGUUGAAACGGUUGAAGAGUGAAUCUUUGAAAGAAGCAAGAGCCAGCUCAAAUGCUGACAUAACAAAACACAGAGAUAAGCAAAAUAAAAACCUUCAUUUCAUUGACGAGGUCCUCUUUCAAGCAAACAUCUCUCUCAUUCGUCGGCUUUCUCUUGUCACUCUUCCCAUUCCAUUGUUUCCUUUGUUGCCCAGUGUUAAUCCCUUCUUCUUCUUCUCUUUCCUCUCUUUGGACCUUUCCCUAUUCUGCUCUCUUUUAAAUGGCGGUCUUUUAUCUUCUACCAUGCCCAUUAUUCUAUCCUCGUCAUUUCCCAAGCUUCACCCACUUCCCUGUUCCAGAUUGGAGUCCCAUUUGGAGUUUCAAGCCAUUACAGGAGAAUCGGCUCAUUUUUCCUGUUUGGGUUUUGUUGCCCUCUAGUUGUUCGAUGAAUUUCCCACUCUAAGGCACACCCAGCCGGUUGUCAUUAGAAGCAGACACUCCAUCCCUAGGACGCAUCAUUUUAGAGGAAAUUAUUUAGAGUCAAUGGCUUCAUCUCUGGAGGAGCUUCUUGCUGAAGAAGGUUUUAGAGGAAGAAGACCGAUAAGGAAGUCUAAAGGGCCGUUCAAUUCACACGCCACAAGCACAUCUAACAAUGAUUCCCAAGACAAAAGAAACUUGGAUUCUGAUCUGGGUGGUCAAGUUAGAACCACUAUGAAGCCUUCUCUACUCCGACAUAGCUCUAAUGGAGAUUUUCAUUCAAGAGGUAUGACGAAGAAUUUGACAGAAGGAGGUAAUUUUACAUACAGAGAAAAGAGAGAUAAAAAGUCAAGUAAACAAUACGUGGAGAGAUUUGAUGGGAAAAGACAUGUUAAUGUAACAGAACAAAAGCCAUGCCUUGUAAAUUUAGCCAAGGAUAAAACACAAAGAGGACAUAGAUAUAUUUCUGAGGAAGAAAAUGAGAACUUCAGGGGCAUAUAUUCUAAUGAAGUGCAUGUCCGACGUGGAGUAAAAUGUGCAGCCAAAGAAAAAGAGCUAUAUAAAGAGAGGUGGUCAGGGAAGAUCAUAGAUGUGGAAAAAAGGCAAAGAAACAGUUUGAAGAAAAAUUUAUUUGGGCGUAUAAAUUUUCAUCAUUGCAAUGAAACAGCUGUAUAUUUGCCAGAGAGUUCUUAUGAUAAAAGUAAAACCAACGCCAGUACAAGAAAUUGGAAAAACUUUGAAGAUGAUCACAGCCAAACACACGACACUUUUGAAGAUGAUCGCAGUCAAGCACAUGACACUUUUGAAGAUGAUCGCAGUCAAACACAUGACACUUUUGAAGAUGAUCACAGUCAAACACAGGACACUUUUGUAGAUUCAGGUUCUCUUCCUGCUUUAGAUGAAGUUGCUGUCCAAGCUGUGGUUUCCAUCAUUAAUGGUCAUCUUAAAUAUUUUCUCAAAGACAAGGAUUUCCGCUUGAUGCUUCGGCAAAAUAGUUUCAAUCCACUGAAUUUUAUUGGAGUUGAAGAAUGUAACAGUUCCAAGGUUGUUGCUAACCUUGAACAAGCAAUUGACGUAGUUGAAAAAGCUGCUGAAGGAUUGUCAACUGAAAAGAACUUAAAGAAAGCAUUAUUGCAGCUGAGUAUGAUAGCAGGUCUGAAUACAAAUGCUUUAAAGGAUGGCUUUACAUUUGGGAUAUCUAAUUCUAAAUUAUCUGCUUGUGCGCAUCUCUACCUCGGUAUAAUAUUCAAGAUACAAAAUAAAAAAAACAGUUCGGCCAAGCAUAUUUUACAAGUAUUUUGCAAUCUGCCUUUUCAGGCACGAAAUGGGUUAUUUCCAGAACUAUGGGACGAUCUAUUUCUUCCACAUCUAUUGCAUAUAAAAUCGUGGUAUGACUAUGAAGCUGAUUCAUUAGUCAAUGCUCCAAAACAGUCUAGAAAGCAGAAACUUCUUGAUAAAGUGUAUAAUGAAACCCUGGAUUCUAGUACUUGUAAAUAUGCAGUUUACUACAAGGAUUGGCUAACUGGAAUUGAAGCUCCUGAACCUUCCAUCGUGGUCCCAGCUGUAUCUUUUGAGGGAGUUGAUCAGGAAAGCCCCGUUAAUAAUUCUUCUGCAACGACUCUUUGUAAUGAUUUUGUCUCACCUAAUCUGAUGGUCAGUAAAAAACUAUAUGAUGCUAUGUUUGCCACCUCAAAGAAUCAGGGAGCUCCACAUACUGAAAUUGAAUGGGAAUUAGAGAACCGCGACAACUGUAUCAGAAGCUCUAAUAGUUCAAAUGUUUCAAAACAUACACAGAUAUACUACUCUGACACAACUAAAGACUUAGAUCAAGAUACUGAUGAGGAUUCUACGGGAAGCACAACAGAGAACACAUCAUCUUUCGAAAAUUGUAAAGGACAAGAAUGGAAGACGUACAAUAUUAAUGCUCUAUCAGAAAUGGACGGUAGUGAUGAAAUCUGCAGUUCUACAACAUGCAAAAAUAAUGAAAUUGAUUUUGAAGUGCUGCAUGCUCAAUCAAAUACAGAAGGAAACAGCUAUAGUCAACAAAAGCUUGCACAACCCUGCCUUGAUCCUAUCAAGGUUAAUCCCUCUUUAAGAGAGCCAAAUGAUAGUUAUGAGUCCUCUGAUGAAAGAUCCUCUUUCUUGAGCCUUCCUAAGGACUUCAUCUGCCCUUUAACUGGAGAGUUAUAUCAAGAUCCUGUGACUCUGGAGACUGGUCAAAGUUUUGAGAAGACAGCUAUCAAGGCAUGGCUUGAUCAAGGACACAGAACUUGUCCUGUGACUGGAAAGAAAUUGGAAACCUUAGCCAUACCUCUUACGAAUUUUGUUUUGCAACGUGUCAUUAAAAAUUGGAAUUCCAAUCGUCGGAGGAAUUUCCUGGCCUUCCUUUCUCAGGGAGUGCACAGUUCAGAAAAAUCUAUGAUUAAUAACAAGAGUGAGACAACAAUAUUUAUAUUAGAUCAUUUUCUAGCUGCUGGUGGCAAGGUGGAAGCAAUGGAGAAUGCCAAUUAUCUUAUUGCGAAUGGAUACUUGCGGUUUCUUAUUCAACUGUUUGAAUCAGGAAAUCUGGAAGAGAAGACACGUGUUUUGGCACUCUUAUCUCGUUGUAUUCAAGCAGAUGAACAGUGCAGAAAUCAGAUAGCUAAUGAAAUUAGCAUAAGUUCUCUUGUCAAUCUACUUCACAGCAAGCAGGUUAAGUCAUUAGAAAGUGUUGUGCAGCUUCUGACCAAAUUAAUUUGCCUUAAGAGGAGAAAAGAUGUAACUUUAUUUUUAAGCAGUUUGCUGAAAGAAGAUUCAGAGAACACAUUGCAGGCUGUCCUUGUAUACCUCCGAAGUUCUCCACCUGUGCAAAGGCCACUUGUUGCUGUACUUCUGUUACACUUUAACCUAGUGGUGGAAUCUCAGCAGCAAAGCAUGUACAUGGAAGAAGCUCUUGAUGCCAUUAUCAAAGCCCUUGACGAUAGCCUAACUAAUCAGAAGAUCCGAGAAAGCUGUUGCAAAGCAAUUUUAAUUUUGGGGGGGCACUUUUCUUUACCUGAGACGUUUGGGAGUACAACACUAAAAGAAAUAGGAUUUAUUAACUUUGUUGAAGUGGAUUCUUUAGACUCUAAAGAAGAGAAUCCUGAAAUGAACAACAAAAAGUUAGUGGAAGAUGAAAAGCAGGCAAUUGAAGAAUGGCAGAGGAAGUUGACUUUAUCCUUGGUGAAAAGUGUGAAGCAACCAUUUUUUGCGAUCAUUUCGAAGUGUUUGGCUAUUGGAAGCCUUGAUUUAGUGGGAGUGGGGCUAUCCACUUUGACAUGGUUGAGUUUUUCCCUUCCUCUCCUUCCUGCUCCAAAGUUUCAUCCCUUAGCCUUAUCAGAUCUGAUCUGUCUGCUUAAAGAUUGCUUGCAAAAUAGUAUGCUAGUUGAACACAAGAUUCUUGCUUCAACUUGUCUGCUCAAUCUCAGCAAAAUUGCAGAAUGCAGGUUAAUUGUGAUUGCUAUCCGCAAAGAGAUUGAAGAUCCUCUAAGAAGCAUUGCUGAAAUCUCACAAUCUGCUAAGCACCUUUAUGCCAUUAUUACUAGAAGGGAAAAUAUUUGAACAGAAGAUAAAGAAUGAAGAAUUCUGCUUCACCUUCAUAGUUUACAAUUUUGUAGUUGAUUUGAUUACUAACCUUUCUUUUUUAUGAUUAUUAUAGAUGUUAACACUAUGAGACACUGCACAUCUUUUCUGAGGUUCGAUGUGAGAAGGUAGAAAACAGAUAGCCUAAUGAGCUUUUUGAAAGAAUAAUGCUAGAAAUCAGUAGGAAAAUUAUCAGAAAUAACACUCAAAGUUCUUCACCUUUCAUAAAUAGUAUCCUUUUUUGGCCAAAUGAUUUGUAGCAGUAUGAAAAAAAUGAAGUUCUCUCCAUGUUUGUUGAAUCUUGUCUUGGCUAGGAUUCUACCGUGGAAAUAAAAAAGUCGGUAAAUCUUUGUUUAUAGUCUUAGGAUCAAUCUUGGUCGAGAUGUACCAAGACAUGCCAUUAAAAGAAUGAGCCAAAAAGAUGUUAUUUACGAAAGGUGAAAAACUUUGAGUGUUACAGUAAGAACUCUUUACGAAUUUGUACAAAAUGAUUUUGAUUUUCUUUUCCAAAAUUAUAAGCAACCGUAAAUUUGUGGACA